Messenger RNA from Helobdella robusta, 831 nucleotides. RefSeq lists its product as hypothetical. The record is from RefSeq and is a predicted model, not a curated record. Lineage: Eukaryota; Metazoa; Annelida; Clitellata; Rhynchobdellida; Glossiphoniidae. Bases 1 to 831 code for a protein of 276 amino acids. The transcript is spliced from 4 exons.
AUGCUGCUUUGUGUUUGUUUCCUGGUUGUUGCAAGUUUUCGUUCGGUUGUUGGCAAGGACAAUGAGAACGUGUGGAGCAAUCCGGAGAAUGUGGAUGACGUUGGUCCGAACGACUUGUUGCCCAAGAACUCUCCAAACCUCGCAAACACGAGCUUGGCUGAAGUCUUGCGGAAGCGAUCGCCUGCAUCUCUUGUUAUACGCUUUGAGCCGAGUCAGAUCUGGCCAGGUGAUGGCUUCAGUGUCGAAUGCUCUCUCACAGAGGAAAUCUCCGAGCAGGACCACUACAUCGUCAUCAACAAGGAAAACGACGACCAAGAGCUCAUACAGUUGGCUAAAUACCACGGCGGAUAUGAUAGCACAUAUACCUGGACGUUAAGAGGAACUUAUAUUGUGAAUGAAACCGAGGAUCAAAAUAAUGGCGAGUACGAAUGCCAGAGGGGGGCCACUGUGGACGGGAAGCAUUCGAUAGUUGAUCGAGUAGUUGAGGAAAUGACCUACAUCACUUCGGCAAGAGAGCGUGAGAUCAGGACGGUACCUUAUUUAGUAGAAAAUGAGGAAAAAUUCACCCUGCUGUGCUCACUGAAGAAGAAUCGUGACGUGCUACCUGAGUUUGACUUGUUAGUAAUUUAUGAAAAAUUCGGAAAAAAUUCCGUACUGCUGGCGGUUUUCAAAAAAGCCGAAAAUAUCUCUAACGAAAUAUUUAUGAUGGGGAACGUUUCGGUUAGAGCUGACGCUGCUGCAGACCCAACUUAUCACUGUAAAUGGAUUCCCGUUAGCUGGAGCGAGAUUGAAGGAGAUGACUGGCAGCUGGAACCGCUCAUUAUGCGUUAG